This is a messenger RNA of Cladocopium goreaui, 2265 nucleotides long. Lineage: Eukaryota; Dinophyceae; Suessiales; Symbiodiniaceae. The record is from the annotation of a GenBank genome assembly.
AUGGCGUGCUUCAAUUGGCUUGCUGAUGUUGCUCUGUCCCUGUGCUCCCCGCGAGAGGUUCGCCAAGUCCGCACAACAGCAGAUCCACCAAUGGCACCUGAAGAUGCCCUCAAGCUCUUGAAGGAGGGCAAUCGGCGCUUCGUGGAUGGACGGCCAUUCGGUUCCAGGACCAAACAUGCUGCCCGUCGCCAGUUGGUGGACGAAGGUCAAGCUCCUCACACUGCCAUCAUUGGCUGUGCGGAUUCCCGAGCGCCCUUGGAGAUGAUAUUUGAUGCCAUGCCAGGCGACAUCUUUGCUUUGCGCAACGCAGGGAACACCUGCACACACGCUGAAGGGAGCAUGGUUGGCUCGCUUGAGUUCUGCACUGGCAAGCUGGGAAGCCGCUUGAUUUUGGUCCUUGGACAUACCAAGUGCGGAGCCAUCUAUGGAGCUACGAAGACCUUCAUGGAUGCUUCGAAUGCUUCGCAGCGAAAGGCAGGAUCGGCCUUGGAAGGUUUGCUGCAAGGCAUUGGCUCUGUGGCUGAACAAGCUGCACAGGAGGUUGGGCCCGGCGCUAGCUCAGAUGAUGUGGCAGCCCAUGCGGUCCAGGUGAACGUGUUCCACACUAUCAAUUUCUUGUUGAAAUAUUCGCACUCCAUCCGAGAGAGUGUGAGGUCAGGGCAAGUGCAGAUUGAAGGUGGCAUCUACCAAUUGGAGACCGGAUCCGUAGAAUUCCUUGGAGCAUCGCCUCGCCAAGGUGAGUUGCUCAGCAGCAGUCUGCCAGUUCCCCCUUCCAUGAUCGCUCCAGAUGAUGCGCGUGGUGUUCAUGGCGUGCGCACGGCUGCAGACGAACGAAUGCCUUCAGAUGUGGCAUUGAAAAUGCUGAAGGAUGGCAAUGAACGAUUUGCUGCCGGAGCCCAGACUGCUAGCAGCACCUCUGGGGAUAUGCUAAAAGCUUUGGCAAAGUACAAUCAAGCUCCGCAUAGCGCCAUCCUUGGAUGUGCAGAUUCACGAGUUCCAGUGGACACUGUAUUUGAUGCUAUGCCUGGAGAACUUUUUGUUUUGCGCAAUGCAGGAAACACCUGCACACACGCUGAAGGAAGCAUGCUUGGCUCGCUUGAGUUCUGCACUGGCAAGCUGGGAAGUCGUUUAAUCCUUGUCUUGGGACACACACAGUGCGGUGCCAUUGCUGGUGCCACUACAACUUAUCAAUCUUAUCAGUCAGAUGAACCCCGAGCUCCAGGCUGCGCUUUGGAAGGUUUGUUGCAAGGCCUGGCGGCCGUGGCCAAAGAAGCAAGUAGUGACUUAGGGCCGGGUGUGCCGCAAGACAAACUCGUGAGUCACGCUGUCAAGGUGAACGUUUUUUCCUCCAUAAAUUUCCUUUUAAAGUUCUCCGAACCACUGCGUGAUUUGGUGCGCAAAGGAGAGCUGGAUAUUCAAGGUGGCAUCUAUCAUUUGGAGACAGGUCGAGUGGAGUUCCUUGGUCGUUCUCCCCGUCAGGAUGAGCUCUUGUCCUCAAAGCUGUCAGUUCCUCCAUCUAUGGCUAUGAACACGGUACGGACGUCUGAGGAUGGGACUUUGGAACCAAACUUGGCCAUGCAGAUGCUGAAGGAAGGGAAUGAGCGCUUUGCUGUAGGAGCUCCACUGAUCGGAAAGGUAAACCGCAGCAUGAGAGAGGCACUGGCAUUGAAGGGCCAAGCACCCCACACUGCUAUUGUGGGAUGCGCUGAUUCACGAGUGCCACUGGAGACUGUUUUUGAUGCUUUGCCCGGAGAUCUCUUUGUUCUGCGUAAUGCUGGCAACACAUGCACCCACGCUGAGGGAAGCAUUCUUGGGAGUUUGGAGUUCUGUACUGGGGCUUUGAACACCCAGUUGAUCUUUGUGCUGGGUCACACCAAUUGUGGGGCUCUCAAGGGAGCUACCUCCGCGUUCCUUUCCUCCAAGGAGUCCAAAAAACAGGCCUCUCAGGCACUGGACGUGCUGCUGAAUGAGCUGGGCUCUGUCGUGUCAGAAGCGAAAACCCAAUGCCGCAAGCAGGCCACUCUGGAUGAGAUUGCCGCUAGGGCGGUGAAGCUCAAUGUCUUCAAUACGAUGCACUUCUUGUUGCGGUAUAGUGAACCAAUCCGCCAGAAGGUGCGUGCUGGAAAAUUGGAGAUCGAGGGGGGUAUCUAUGACUUGAAGUCAGGUCGGGUUGAGUUCUUGGGCAAAAGUCCUCAUGAGUCCAAACUGGUGAGAAUCGGCAGCAACGUGGCCCCAUCUUUGAAGCAGAAGAUUGGCGGACCAUAG